CAACAGGAAAAAUUCCAGGAAAUAUGCACCAGGAGACUGGGAACAGGUUUUGAGAUCACAUGCUUGUCAUGGCAUUCAACUUCCUCUGAAGGCAACCUGCGAAUUGUAGUUGGAACUAGAGACAAAAUGGUUCAGGUUCUGACGCUCAACACAAGCUCACAGCUCCAGUCCGUCUUUGCAGUGCGACUUGAAAAUACGGUGCCCAAGUCAGUAGCGUUUGCAGAUAACCGGAGCAUCUAUGUGUUCGGGCUCUAUGAUGGCAACUUGUCAGAACUACCAGCUCUUGACCUGGGCGCGUUACUGACAUUAUAUAGUGGUCAUGCUGUGGUGUACUCAAAGUGGGGAAUUUUCAUUGUAGAUAAUGCAACAGACGGCUUUACAUUAUAUCGCCUUGAAGGUGAUGGUGAGCUUGUUCGAACAUUUGCAACUGGUUUGCCAAGUGUGUCUGUCCCGAAGCAAGUGGCAUUUGGGGAAGAAGGCAAGGUAGUUGUGGGAGGAAGUGACCAUGGGCUAGUAUACAUAUUUGAUCGGAAGACGGGGCAGAUACUUGAAACCCUCCACCACGCGGACACUGGCCUUGUGCAAACAAUAUCCAUAAGUAUUAAGACUAGUUGGAAAGAAUGUCACUAA
Molecule: messenger RNA, 630 nt
Organism: Suillus paluster
Lineage: Eukaryota; Fungi; Basidiomycota; Agaricomycetes; Boletales; Suillaceae
Exons: 2
Molecular function (GO): protein binding
Source: RefSeq, a predicted model, not a curated record